UUCUGACUCAUAUCCCUUGGACGGAAACGUAGAUGGCUGUGACGAGGCUUGACACGAUGACCAGCGUGAGCGACGUCAGAGUGUCAGCCGAAGAUAUCCCCGAUCAUUUCUACCGUAAAGUCCAACACCCUCGACGACGACAAUACGUUGAUUGUCCCACCUGCGUUCCGUCGUUAUGUAAUCUCGAUGUCGCCCAAAUCCAAACGGAUACGAAAAAGACAUCAGUCGUGGAAAGUCAAACCCCAAAGACAGUCACGAAGGAGACACCGAUACAGACAUUGAGCAAAUGCGAGUUUUGCGAACGGCAAAUGCAACCCUUCGCGUCACCCAUCGGAGGAGCUCCUCCUGUACAAUGUUUGCAGCAUUCGCCACAGUGGACUCCCGCGAUUGUGCAAUUUGUUCGAGGAGGAGUCAGCAUACCAUGUUGCCCCGGGUAAUUCGUACAGGACAAUU
Molecule: messenger RNA, 453 nt
Organism: Ooceraea biroi (clonal raider ant)
Lineage: Eukaryota; Metazoa; Arthropoda; Insecta; Hymenoptera; Formicidae
Source: RefSeq, a predicted model, not a curated record